Messenger RNA from Selaginella moellendorffii, 1059 nucleotides. RefSeq lists its product as uncharacterized. The record is from RefSeq and is a predicted model, not a curated record. The coding region runs from base 1 to 1059 and encodes 352 amino acids. The transcript has 4 exons. Lineage: Eukaryota; Viridiplantae; Streptophyta; Lycopodiopsida; Selaginellales; Selaginellaceae.
AUGACGAUCGGAGGAGAGAGAUCGAGAGAGGAUUUCAAUCGGGCGCCAUCGCUAAAACCCUACCCAGCGCGAAUGGCGAUAGCAGCAUUGUGUUCCCUCCCAUUGCCUAGGGUUUGUCCCAAGGCCGAUAUUCCAAGAAUUCCGCGCGCCCGGCGAGGAGUGAUCCUCGGCUGUAGCACGGCGGCGCCAUCGGAGGUCGCCAAGGUGGGAGCUCGAUCGCCAGGGGAGUGGAGUGGCGCCGCUGUGGAUUUCGAUCGCGAGGGGAAGCCUUUGCAGCUUCCAUCGGCGCUAGUCCCGCAAGAGUAUGUGGAAUGGGAGGUGGAAGUUUGCGACUGGGAGACCUACUGUGCCGCUCUCGCGGAUGGAGACCCUCCAAGGUUCUACAACAAGACGCUUCGCUUGUAUCCCACAGUCGGGUGUGGAGCAACGACGGUGUCCAUCUACAGCACCCAAGAGCAAGCCUUGGACGAGGCGAAGGCCGAGAAGCAAAAGUUUCUAGCGUUCCAUCCCAGCGGUUCAUACGUAGCGGUCUGGGACAACGAGAAUGAGGUGGUGGUGGAGCACUGCCUAGUAAACGAAGACAUAGAAGGCUUGAGGAUGAGAGUUCUUCACAAGUUUGGAGAGCUUGGGAUGCCUGUGGAAGGGAUCACUGUCUACAAGGAGCAGUGGGAGGAGUCCUUCCAAUCUGGAAAAACUGUGGAGAGUUGCCUGACCCGGCAUGCUGCUUUCGCUGGGGGCCCGCGACUCAAGCCAUCGGAUUUACGUGGGACUUGGCAAACUAUCAGGCGUAGCUUCUCGCCGGUUGAAGGAUGUGGCUGCGUCAACAAGAUGGUGUUAGAGGCUUCUAAUCCGGUGGAGAGGACAAACGCGAAGGGCUGUAUACUACUUCCAGAAGGGACAUGGUCCUCCAUCCGGAAAGUUGAGGACGAGCUUGUUAUCGAGGCAGGCUUGCUAACACGUCCUGGGAAUCUGAAGUUUGAGCUGGAAACGCAAUAUCGCGACACCCGGCUUAGAGAAACCUACAGGACGUCCUAUUUAAAUGACGAGGACGUCUUCUGA